This is a messenger RNA of Colias croceus (clouded yellow), 1532 nucleotides long. Its product is annotated as angio-associated migratory cell protein. Gene Ontology annotation, molecular function: protein binding. The record is from RefSeq and is a predicted model, not a curated record. The coding region runs from base 222 to 1466 and encodes 414 amino acids. The transcript has 4 exons. NCBI's taxonomy places the organism in Eukaryota, Metazoa, Arthropoda, Insecta, Lepidoptera, Pieridae.
GCGGUACCUACGCAAUAGGCAUGUGAUUAAUUUUCUAAACAUUAAUAAAUAACGAAAAAAGUUAACUAAAUUUACAGAAUCAUAUAAAAAACAUAUUUACAAUAUUCUAUUACUUGAAAGAAGUUUCUAUUCAACUGGCUUUUUAGUGACUACUUUUUAAAAGAACGUUUGUUUUGUGAGGUUACCUUUGAAAAAAAAAUAAGCAAUUAUUUUUAAUAUCCAUGAAAAUGAGGGGUCACCAAGAAGACACACCACCCUCAUCUGUAAAUGGUGAUGACAUUAUGGGAAUGGAUAAUGAAAAUGAAGAUGAACUCAUUUAUUUGGGAGAGCUGGACGAGAUUCAGUUUGAUGACGAAGAAAUGGUUGACGAUCAAGAAGAGGAAUACAAUGAUGUUGGUAUGGAAAGGCCUGAAGACCACGCGGCAAUGGUUUUCGAUAAACAUACAGGCUCAGUUUUUUGUUGUGAUCUUCAUCCAAGUGGAAAAUUUGCUGUCACUGGAGGAGAGGAUGAUAAAGCCUAUGUAUGGUCUGUAGAAACUGGUCAAAUAAUCAUGGAUUGUACGGGUCAUAAAGAUUCAGUAAUUUUCGUAGGCUUUAGUUUUGAUGGAGCUUACUUAGCCACAGUUGAUAUGUGUGGCUUAAUUAAAGUUUGGAAGUGUAAUUUAGAAGAAAAUCAGCAGGAACCGUGGCCUGUGGCAUUUGAAUAUGAAGCUGAUGAUCUAAGUUGGGGCCUUUGGCAUUUUGGUGCACGGGUCCUCAUAUGUGGAGCAGUAGCUGGUGACAUAUAUGUCUUUAAAAUACCAUCAGGAGAUACUAAAGUUCUUCAAGGACAUAAUAUUAGAACUGAAUGUGGAAAGAUCUACCCUGAUGGUGUGAGGCUUGCUGCUGGCUAUGAAGACGGAGUUGUUAAGAUCUGGGAUCUUAAGACAAAUGCUGUUCUUCACCAACUGCCUGCUGGUAUGCAUGAGAGCCGCGUCACAGCACUCGAUCUUCAUCCUGAGAAUAAUCUUUUGGCGUCCAUUUCCACAGAUGGGAAGGUGUGUCUAACUACAUCCAAUAAUGGGAAAGUGGUUGCACAACUUCAAGCCGAUAAUGAUUUAGAAACCGUUGCUUUUUGUCAAGAUGCACAGCUCGGAUAUUUUGCUCUUGGCACAUUAAACGGUUCUGUGACAAUAUGGGAUACAGCAAGACAAAUGGUUCGUCAUUCCUGUGCCAAAUCUGAGGAAGAUGUAUCGGCUGGCGUUACGAAAAUGAUAUGGGUUGAAGAAAAUCUUCUUACUGGUUGCCUCGAUGGUUCCGUAAGAUUUUACGAAGGAAGAUCUGGUGAAAGAAGUGCUAUGUUAACCGGCCAUUGGUCAGAAGUACUAGAUUUGGUACACAAUGCCAAGGAAAAUAUUAUAUUAACCACAUCCGACGAUGGCACCGCAAGGAUAUUUAAAUAUCCAGUCAAGAGCGACAACGACUAGUUUACAAUGGUUAUAAUUAUGUUACUCUAUUUUAUAUUUAUACUCAAUAAAUAUUUAUAUACAAAA